UAAUACUUUGCGACCUUUACGACAGUGCAGUAAAUGGCGGACGUAUCGAAAAACGCCAGCGAGGAAAAGAUGGCUGAGGGAGGUAAUGAUGCCGAGCUGCUGAAGGAGAAGGCGAAUAAGUAUUUUAAAGAGAAAGACUAUGAUAAUGCAAUCAAGUACUACUCUGAGGCCUUGGAGGUCAACCCUACCAAUGCCGUCUACUACAGCAACCGGAGCCUGGCCUACCUGCGCACAGAGUGCUACGGCUACGCCCUGGCUGAUGCCACCAAGGCCCUGGAGAUCGAUAAGAACUACAUCAAGGGCUACUACCGCCGCGCCACCUCGAACAUGGCAUUGGGCAAGUUCAAGGCAGCGCUUAAAGAUUACGAGACGGUAGUAAAGGUUCGACCAAAUGACAAGGAUGCGAGGAUGAAGUAUCAGGAAUGUAACAAGAUUGUGAAGCAGAAGGCUUUCGAGAGAGCAAUCGCCAGCGAUGAAAUAAAGAAAUCUGUCGUUGACUCCCUGGACAUCGAGAGCAUGACGAUUGAGGAUGACUAUGAAGGCCCACAGCUGGAAGACGGAAAGGUCACAUUGAAGUUCAUGAAGGAGAUGAUGGAUUGGUUUAAAGACCAGAAGAAACUGCACCGAAAGUGUGCUUAUCAGAUUUUGGUGCAGGUUAAAGAUGUUCUUUCUAAGCUUCCGAGUCUUGUUGAGAUCACAUUAAAAGAGACGGAAAAAAUAACAAUUUGUGGUGACACACAUGGACAGUACUACGAUCUCCUCAACAUCUUCCAGUUGAACGGUUUACCAUCAGAGACCAACCCCUAUCUGUUCAAUGGCGACUUCGUUGAUCGCGGCUCUUUCUCACUUGAGGUCAUUCUUACCCUCUUUGGAUUCAAGCUGCUCUUUCCCGACAACUUCUUCUUGCUCAGGGGGAACCAUGAGACGGACAACAUGAACCAGAUGUAUGGAUUUGAAGGCGAGGUCAAAGCCAAGUACACAGCCCAGAUGUUCCAGCUGUUCAGCGAGGUCUUCCAGUGGCUGCCUCUUGCACAGUGCAUCAACAGCAAAGUGCUGGUCAUGCACGGCGGACUGUUUAGUGAAGAUGGCGUCACAUUGGACGACCUCAGAAAGAUUGAAAGGAACAGACAGCCUCCGGACUCAGGCCCCAUGUGUGACCUCCUCUGGUCGGAUCCACAGCCUCAGAACGGCCGGUCGGUUAGCAAGCGAGGAGUGAGCUGUCAGUUCGGGCCAGAUGUGACGGAGCGCUUCCUGGAGCAAAAUAAGCUGGAUUUCAUUGUGCGUAGUCAUGAAGUCAAAGCUGAAGGCUACGAGGUCACUCACUCAGGGAAGUGCAUCACUGUGUUCUCAGCACCCAACUACUGUGAUCAGAUGGGCAACAAAGGAGCGUACAUCCACCUCAGGGGAUCCAACCUAAAGCCAGAAUUCCACCAGUUCACUGCUGUGCCUCAUCCGAAUGUCAAGCCCAUGGCAUAUGCCAACUCGCUAAUGCAGAUGGGGAUGAUGUAAAGGCCGCACCGACCCAUCUUUGACAUCGACGACCCUCCUGUAUGACCCGAACCAUCCCAGCCACCUCACACCCUACAGUGCUUAGACAUGCUCGUGCUUAGCCUAAAGGAAUCCUCCCCUUGCGCCCCCCCCCUCCCUCUCUUCCGGAAAAACUUCCACUAGUUGUGUACUGGAAAACACCUAAUGUAGUUCCGAUGAGCAGAGAUCACUUAAACGUGGCCCAGUCUACAACUGGGAAUGUUUUAUUUUGUUAUGUUAGAACUGGAAAAAAACAAAAUCUCCAUUCCCGCUGUCCACUUUCCUGUUUGUUUGUUCCCUCAUUGGGUAAAGAAAACAAACUUUCAGAUUAGCCUUCCUUGAGCUGCUUGGUUUUUAGAACAUUUGAUAUACUCUGCAGAAGGGAUCAAAUAGCUGGUAUGUACCAAAGAUACGUAAAGAAAAAUGAUUGUUCAGUUUUUGCAAGAAGCGCCUUGUGACUCUGGAACGCAGUGUCGUGCUGGCGGCCCGUGUACAUAGCUUAGAGUAUUCGUAAACUGGGUGAAGAGCAGCAUGUCUAUCAGUGUUUCUCAAACUAUCCUACAGUAUGUUCGUCGCCUUUUACGUAUGGUCCUGGCAGGAAAAAGCAAUCAAUUUUGUCGAGGGGGGACGCUCUUAAAGGGUGUUUACCAUUAGAUGUGUAUUUCCACGGUUCAGUCAUAGAGUUGAUAACAUUUAAUUUGCACUGCUUCCGGUUGAGGAAGAUUCCACUGCUCUCCCUGUUUUUCAUCUUCGACUCACCAGGCAGCUCCCGCACAGUCUGUUCUCCGAGCUAGUGGCGAUGGCACUCUGGUCUCCUUUACACACGUUCGAUCUCUGACCCAGGCGUCGAGUCUUCAGUACACAACCGUCAAAAAUGAAAUCCUGUCUCAAAGCGCACAGAUGCAUUGUCCAAUGGCCCUCAACUUUUUAGAUAAAAGAACGCUGACGUGUAUGUAUAUAUACUGUAUCAUUUAAAGAUUCUGUGUAAUGUUUGGAGAAAAAAAAUAUUGAAUAAAAAAAACCUAGUCCAGUGA
This is a messenger RNA of Pungitius pungitius (ninespine stickleback), 2561 nucleotides long. RefSeq names its product protein phosphatase 5, catalytic subunit (gene ppp5c). The transcript has 13 exons. The record is from RefSeq and is a predicted model, not a curated record. Gene Ontology annotation, molecular function: protein binding; hydrolase activity. Bases 34 to 1509 code for a protein of 491 amino acids. Lineage: Eukaryota; Metazoa; Chordata; Actinopteri; Perciformes; Gasterosteidae.